This is a messenger RNA of Achroia grisella, 1937 nucleotides long. Its product is annotated as lysosomal proton-coupled steroid conjugate and bile acid symporter SLC46A3-like. Gene Ontology annotation, biological process: transmembrane transport. The coding region runs from base 162 to 1937 and encodes 591 amino acids. Gene Ontology annotation, cellular component: membrane. The record is from RefSeq and is a predicted model, not a curated record. The transcript has 8 exons. Gene Ontology annotation, molecular function: transmembrane transporter activity. Lineage: Eukaryota; Metazoa; Arthropoda; Insecta; Lepidoptera; Pyralidae.
CGGUGACAAACGUCGGCGCACAUGUAUUCACGUUGCGUUUAAACGUUACUUGUUCGUACUUCGUGACUUACAAACUUGGACUGUGAAGCUUAUGUGCAGUGAUGAACGUUGGUUGUUAAUUGGUUUAAUUAUUAUACACGAUACCUGAAUGCAAUGCAAUUAUGGCAAUCGACGGUAAACCAGAUGAAAAGUCACUUAAAGUUACUAAAGGCAAUAACUUAAAUUUAAAUAACACGAUUAAGAAUGGCAUAACAAAUAGCAAAAUAGAAAAAAUACAAAAUGAAAAACAAAAACAGGAUCACACAGAUGACUGGGGCGAAUUAGAUUUUGUUCAAAAAACAAAGCGAAUGAUAUCUCUAAUCACAGUAGAGCCAAUUUUAGCAUGCUAUGUAAUGCCCUCAGUACUCUCUGCAUUAGCAACUCAAAAUUUGUAUUUAGAGAAAGCCUGUAGAGUUAAUUUGGCAUAUGAUCAUCAUAUAUGUGACGCUUUAACUCGAAGAGAGACUCAGAACUAUACACUAGAAGAAGAAACUGUGCAAACAUUAGUCGCCUCGGUAGCAGGAUGGAAAACCGUAUUGCAAUCGUUCUUACCUUGUGGAAUUUUAAUAUUCCUUGGUGCGUACAGUGAUAGAGUGGGACAGCGAAAAUUCUGUAUGCUUCUGCCAAUAAUUGGAGAAUUUUUAACAAGUGUUGGUCUCAUUGUAAAUACUUAUUUUUUCUAUGAAUUACCCGUGGAAGUAGCAGCAGUAACAGAAGCAAUAUUUCCAGCUUUGACUGGGGGUUGGUUUACGAUGUUCAUGGGAGUAUUUAGUUAUAUAGCAGACGUGACCACGGAAGAACAAAGGACGUUGAGAAUCGGCAUAGUGAAUCUAUUUUACUCCUUAGGAGUACCAGUGGGUGCAGCUCUUAGUGGAAUAUUAGUGAGAAAAAUUGGUUUAUAUGGUGUUUUCUCCCUUAGUGCAUUUUUGUAUCUUAUAAGUUUCUUCUAUGGAUAUUAUCGGAUUAAAGAAGUGAAGAAACCCGUUGAAACCAAGACUACUAGUUGCUGUCAAUGGCUAAAGGUGUUCUUUGAUAUACGGUAUGUGAAGGAAACUCUCAUGGUGGCAUUCAAGCAAGGACCGAAUAAUAGAAGACUACGAGUCAUUAUGCUAGUGAUUGUGUUAUGUGUCGUUAUUGGACCUAUUUACGGUGAGAUGUCUGUGAUGUAUUUAUUCACUAGGUAUCGAUUCAACUGGAAUGAAGUCGAUUUUAGCAUGUUCUCAACUUACGCAAUGUGUACUUCUUUGGUUGGAACUUUGUUUUCCGUUGGAGUUUUCAGUCAUCUGUUAAAGUUUGACGACGCAAUUAUUGGAGUAAUAUCUUGUAUGAGCAAAAUUUUAUCCGGGUUUAUGUAUGCUUUUGCUACAACAACUUGGCAAAUUUAUAUUGCUCCAUUGGUCGAGAUUUUCAAUGGAACAUCAUUUAUAGCGAUGAGGUCUAUGGUGUCAAAAUUAGUAGAAAGGGGCGAAUUAGGCAAAGUGAAUUCAUUCUUCGGUUUGGCUGAAGCUAUGAUGCCACUGGUAUAUGCUCCCAUGUAUACCACAGUAUACACAGCCACGAUAAAAAGUUUCCCAGGAGCAUUUUUCCUUCUUGGAGGAGGACUUACUGUACCAGCAGUUGUUAUAUUCUUAUGGUUGUACUUAGCGAAUAAAAAACAAAUCAAAGCAGAAGAGGCUACUGCUGCCAAGGAAAACGUGGCCAGAACAGAAGAAACCCCAGAAAAAACAGGACUCGAGAAUAAAGCUUUUGAGACUGACGAAAUUGUAAGCAGUGACAAUAAGAAAGUACAAAAUAUAAACACAACUCAGGCGCUCAAUGAGAAAGCAAACGAUAAUAUUAAUCAAUCUCAAAUAGAAAUGGGAUUUACUGAAAGCAUGCUUUGUACUAGUAAACUGUAG